This is a messenger RNA of Aegilops tauschii subsp. strangulata, 2001 nucleotides long. Its product is annotated as amino-acid permease BAT1 homolog. Gene Ontology annotation, cellular component: membrane. Gene Ontology annotation, molecular function: L-alanine transmembrane transporter activity; L-lysine transmembrane transporter activity; L-glutamate transmembrane transporter activity. The record is from RefSeq and is a predicted model, not a curated record. NCBI's taxonomy places the organism in Eukaryota, Viridiplantae, Streptophyta, Magnoliopsida, Poales, Poaceae. Gene Ontology annotation, biological process: transmembrane transport; gamma-aminobutyric acid transport.
CCGGGUGGACUCUCCACGGAAUCUGAGGCAGCCAGGCGGGCCGGCGGGCCCCACCUUACCGCACGCAUUCUCCGUUAUAAGCUCGUGUCACGAGUCAUUAGGAUGGAUAGCAUCUUCUGGAUCUCGGACUGGUGGUUGGUAGUCUGAAAGAGAGUGAGCAUGGCAGGGCAGGGCAGCUACAGCCGGCUCGCCGCCGACGAGGCCGCCGCCGUCAUAUCCGGCGGCGGCGGCGACGACUACGACUCAAAAAAGCUUCGGCUGCUCGGCUACGAGCCGCAGCUCAAGCGCAAUCUCUCGCUGCUGUCCAACUUCUCGGUGACCUUCUCGAUCGUGUCGGUGCUGACGGGCAUCACGACGCUGUACGGGACGGGGCUCCAGUUCGGGGGGCCGGUGACGAUGGUGUACGGCUGGCCCAUUGCCGGCGCCUUCACCACCGUCGUCGGCCUGGCCAUGGCCGAGAUCUGCUCCGCCUACCCGACCUCCGGCGGCCUCUACUUCUGGAGCGCCAGGCUCUGCAGCGAGCGCCGCUGGGGCCCCUUCGCCUCCUGGCUCACCGGAUGGUUUAACAUCGUUGGACAGUGGGCAGUGACAACGAGCGUGGACUACUCGCUGGCGCAGCUGAUCCAGGUGAUCAUCCUGCUGAGCACCGGCGGGAACAACGGCGGAGGGUACCUGGCGUCCAAGUACGAGGUCAUCGCCAUCCACGCCGCCAUCCUGCUCAGCCACGCCCUCAUCAACAGCCUCCCCAUUGCAUGGCUCUCCUUCUUCGGCCAGUUCGCGGCGGCUUGGAACAUGCUAGGUGUCUUCGUCCUCAUGAUUGCCGUGCCGGCCGUUGCCACGGAGAGGGCCAGCGCCAAGUUCGUCUUCACCAAUUUCAACACCGACAACGGCGCUGGAAUACACAGCCAUGUCUACAUCUUCCUCCUGGGGCUCCUCAUGAGCCAGUACACGCUCUUAGGUUACGACGCGUCGGCGCAUAUGACGGAGGAGACCAAGAACGCAGACAAGAACGGGCCGAUCGGGAUCAUCAGCGCCAUCGGCAUAUCGAUAGUGGUCGGCUGGGGAUACAUACUCGGCGUCACCUUCGCCGUGAAGGACAUACCCUCCCUGCUGAGCCCCGACAAUGAAGCUGGAGGGUACGCCAUCGCCCAGGUCUUCUACCAGGCCUUCAAAAGCCGCUACGGCAGCGGCGUCGGCGGGAUCGUCUGCCUGGGGAUCGUCGCCGUCGCCAUUUACUUCUGCGGCAUGAGCUCCGUCACAAGUAACUCGAGGAUGGCGUAUGCUUUCUCGAGAGACGGCGCGAUGCCGCUGUCGUCCGUGUGGCACAAAGUGAACGAGCACGAGGUGCCCAUCAACGCCGUCUGGCUCUCGGCUUUCGUCUCCCUCUGCAUGGCGUUGCCGUCGCUGGGUAGCCUGGUGGCGUUCCAGGCCAUGGUGUCCAUCGCCACGAUCGGGCUCUACAUCGCGUACGCGCUGCCCAUCUUCUUCCGGGUGACGCUGGCGCGGAAGCACUUCGUGCCGGGGCCCUUCAACCUCGGGCGCUACGGCGUGCUGGUGGGGUGGGUGGCCGUGCUCUGGGUGGUCACCAUCACCGUGCUCUUCUCGCUGCCGGUGAUGUACCCGGUGACCAGGGACACGCUCAACUACACGCCCGUCGCCGUCGGCGGGCUCUUCAUCCUCGUCCUGACGUCGUGGGUCGUCAGUGCCAGGCACUGGUUCAAGGGACCCGUCACCAAUUUGAGCGGCUAGCUUCACGUACGUGUGUUCACGGAACGCCAUGGAGGAUUAGUUGUACAGCUGUAGGCUGGUUGUACCUGAGAUUCUUAUAAACAGAGGCUCGUAGAAUACAAAGGCUUUCCACAAAUUUAGAGAUCUUUUACGUGGGUGCGCGUGGAAGGUGGAACAAAUCCUGAACAUCUUAAUUACAUGUCACUGUCAUGAGACACAAUUUAAUUUUAGAAAGAAUAGAGCUAUGAAAGAACACAGAUUUAGUAAGGUCAA